AUUAGAUUUAGAUUUCAUUGGGUUUUUUUAGUUAAAACAAAAGGCUUAAACCAGAGCAAUAAGCAAAUAAACAAAGCAAAAGAGAAGAAACCAAAAUACAGUUUGCAGAUAUAUGAAUAUGGAAAGCAGUGAUACUCCCACAUCCUUGCGUCCAGCUGCAGGAGCCACGAUGUUCAACAGUUACAUGUCAGGAGGUUAUUCGGGCGGCAAUGACAUGGGCGAAGAUAUGAAAAUAAGAAAACCUCUUGUAAACUUUUUGGAAGAAUUUGAAAAGCUGCCAUACGAGAUUCAUCGAUAUUCGAGCUUCUCAACAAAUUAUGUGCCAGAAAAUAUACUUGUAGACUGUCCAAGUGAUCAGUCAUCGCGCUGGUCAGCUCACAACAAUAAUCCUCCACAGUUUCUAACGUUAAAACUACGUAGACCUGCCAUAGUUAAGAAAAUCAAAUUUGGAAAAUUCGAAAAAUCCCACGUGUGUAACAUUAAAAAGUUCCGAAUCUAUGGAGGACUGGAUGAGGAGCAUAUGGUGCUACUACUAGAAGGAGGAUUAAGGAAUGAUCACAUACCUGAGACCUUUAGUUUGCGUUGUGUAGCCAAAGAUGUCAGCACAAGUCUGCCUAUUUUAUAUUUAAAAAUUGUUCCAUUAUUAUCAUGGGGUCCUACAUUCAACUAUAGCAUUUGGUACAUUGAACUGAUGGGUCAGGAUGAUCCCAUGUAUACAAACAGUUGUCUUAAGGAUUACAAUAAGUUGCGAGAAGUUGAAAUUAUACGUUUGUGUUUGAAACAUUUUCGACAACAGGGCUACGAUACCGCCUUUAAAGCCCUGCAGGACCAAACUAAUGUACAGCUAGAACAUUCAUUAAUCAGUGAAUUGCAUCAGUGUUUGGUGGUAAAUGGUGAUUUUGAAAAGGCUGAAAAAUUUAUUAGCGAUUGCAUUGAUGAAGGUUUAAUGGAUGAUUAUUUGAACCGUCAGGAUUACAAGCAUGCCUGGCGUUUACAGCAUGUUCAAGGCAAUGCUCAACCGGGCAAUCGUGGUGGUCACCAAUUGGUCAUGGAUGCACAGAAACGUUUGAUUUAUCUCUUUGGCGGUUGGGAUGGCUUCCAAGAUCUUAGCGAUUUAUGGGUUUUCGAUAUACGGAAAAAUUAUUGGACACAGAUAUUCGAGCACUCGGAACAAUUUAAUGGGCCAACACCGCGCUCAUGUCACAAAAUGGUAUUCGAUCCGGUUAGUGAGAACAUUUUUAUGCUGGGACGUUAUCUGGACAAUUCGAUUCGAACCACCGAAUAUAUAAAAAGUGAUUUCUUCUUGUACGAUACACGGGCCCAAACGUGGCUGCAAAUCUGCGAUGACACAUGUCAGGUGGGUGGUCCUCAGCUAAUGUACGACCAUCAGAUGUGUAUUGAUGUCGAGAAGAGAACCAUUUAUGUAUUCGGCGGCAAGGUAUUAACGCCACGCAGUGUCAAUGCCUCGACCACAAGUGAGCCAGAAUAUUCGGGGCUCUUCUCCUAUCACAUAGCCACGAAUACCUGGACCCAAUUACUGGUGGAUUGUCAUCAUCCGACUGCCUCACAGCCCGAUGUUUUGUCCAUAAAAUCUCGCAUAACCCACUGUAUGGUAUUUCACAAUAAAAAACGCAAACUCUAUAUAUACGGGGGUCAACGUGGCAAAGAAGAUAUUCAUGACUUUAUAACCUACAAAGUUGAUUCACAAUCUCUGGAGAUAUUGAAUAGAAAUCCCAGUACGGGCCAAGCAGCUUCCUCGUCAGUUGGUAAUAAUGCCACUGGCAACACUGGAGGUUCAAAUAAUCCAUCGAAUUCUGCCGAUGGCAAAAACGAACCCUCUCCCGGCUAUACACUAAGAGCAACCAUAGACUGUGAACGCAAUGAAAUUUAUAUAUUUUCGAGUUUAAGUAAAAUUAAAGACCGCCGUGACAUUCAUCACGUAGAUGCUUCCAAUUCGUUUUGGGUUUACUCCUUGGACACUCAUCAGUGGUCGCGCAUAUACACUAGCCGCUACAAUUCUUCUUCUUCGGCAAUCGAUAGUACAAAUUUUGACACAAACAAAAAUAAUCUUAUGGAACCCUGUCCUCGCUAUGCCCAUCAAUUUGUGUACGAUGAAACGGCCAAAUUGCAUUAUAUGUUUGGUGGUAAUCCAGGCCGUUCAACAACGCCACAAUUACGCCUAGAUGAUUUUUGGAUAUUGGAGUUGGAAAAACCAAAACGUGAUGAAAUAUUAAAACAUUGUCGCUAUUUGGUGCGCAAAUUACAUUACGAAGAAAUGGCCAAGGCAGAUCCCUACAAAGCAAUGCAUUAUUUAAGGCACAACAUCGCUGAAGUUAUCGAUCACAACAACGAAGAACAAUUAAGAAAUUUCCAUAGAUUAGCAUCGUUGUUGUUCAAGUGUGAUGAUGAUAUAGAGACGGAAGAGCGACGCUUGAAUACACUGCCAUUGGGAGCAACGGGGGCGACAACAACAGUUCUUGCAAAUAUAGAAAAAUCGAAUAUAGUUGAAGAAUGCACUUCGGAUAUGACUUCAACAACGGAUGAAGAUGUUUGUGCUAAAUCCGACGAUAUUACUCAUGCCACCGACGAUUUAUCCAUGGAGUCUUGUGAAAGCUCUGCAACUACUUCAGGUAUUUCGGAUGCCGCCUCAUCGUUUUCUGCCUAUCGUAAAUCCGGAGGAAAACGCUCUCGUCAAAGUUAUCUGUAUGAAUUGAGAUCUCGUCGUUCUUUUCUUUUCAAUACCCUCGUUCAAUUGAUGCCUUCGAAUAUGGUUCAACCGGAACGUAAUCUCAGUGAUUUUGUUAUUAUCUAGGCAUUAAAUUAAAUUUAAUUCUACAACGAUAUCCAUUUGUUUGUAAAGCUUGGAAAAAAAAGACUUUAGAUUUAAAAUAUGUGAAUUUUUUAUAUUUCCAUUUUGUUCAUAAAAAAAUUGUCUUAAAAGAUUGAAUGUAAAGUUUUAAAAAUAUUACUCUUGUGUAAGUUUUUUCGAUUAUUUUUAUGUUCAUUUCAGUUUAUUUUGUAUGGAAACAUUUGUAUUGUGAUAAGUAAAAUCUACUCAAAAAAUCUUUAUAGAAAUAUUUAUUUGUUAUACGUAAAUGCUUGAUUUCUUUGUUUUAUUAUUAAAACUUCGUUUUUAUGUAGGCAACUCCGGACAAAGUCCCCAAGAUACAAAAUAAUGUGCAUACGAAAACGAAGAAUAAUCGAUUGCUUAUACCAAACGUGUUAUAAAAUUACUUUAAAUAGACUUUUAUCUAAGAUACUGAAAUAAUAAUUUUUCAUACUUUAAUACAAAAUAAAAAACCAAAAGUUA
Molecule: messenger RNA, 3310 nt
Organism: Stomoxys calcitrans (stable fly)
Lineage: Eukaryota; Metazoa; Arthropoda; Insecta; Diptera; Muscidae
Gene: muskelin
Product: muskelin
Exons: 10
Coding region: 113-2812 (899 amino acids)
Cellular component (GO): cytoplasm
Molecular function (GO): protein binding
Source: RefSeq, a predicted model, not a curated record